AUGGGGGAGGAUGUAAAUCUCUUAAAACAGCUUAUCGAACAAGAUCUUCGAUUGACUCUACGGUGCUUAGCAGAGCACUUUGGGUGCUCCCAUUUUGCAGUGGAAAAACAUCUGAUCCAAUUAGACAAGACAUGGAAAUAUGGAGUUUGGAUACCACAAGAGUUAUCAUUACAUCAGCUACAACAUCGGGUUGAUGCUUGUAUGGAUUUAAUGACGUCUCAUCGCAAUUACCAAUGGCUUAGCCCUGGCCAGACAGGCGUAGCAACACCUAAGCCUGAUUUCCCUCGCAAAAAGAUGAUUUUGAGCGUUUGGCGGGGCCUCAGUGGUAUUAUUCAUUGGAAAAUUUUUCCAACUGGUUAUACCUUGACAACGCCCGACCAAAUUUUGCAAAGCUGA
Messenger RNA from Adineta ricciae, 396 nucleotides. The record is from the annotation of a GenBank genome assembly. NCBI's taxonomy places the organism in Eukaryota, Metazoa, Rotifera, Eurotatoria, Adinetida, Adinetidae.